AAUGCUACCGACAGAGUCCAACGGCAAGGAUGGUGCUGGUCCCUCCUCUGAGUCCGUGGCGCUGGCUGUUCCGCAACGGCCGUACUGGGCACAAGUCCCGGCCCUGCUGUGUCUCUACCUUGAAGACCUGGUGACGCUGGCGUGUGCUGCGGCUACAGCUUCGACUGAUGACAGCGAGCUGCUUGAGCUGCAAGAGGCUGGGGUGAUGAUGCUCACGGUAGUCGCCAGGACGUUUGCUCAGGUCCCCGACUCCGACGAGGACGAGCUUGGCCUAGUGGUCGUCUUGGGUAAGAGCGUUCGGGCGCCGACUCUAGCGCUGGAGCUGUCUAUCUCGCAGAUCACGGGCGCAGCUAGGCCUGCCCUAGGCUGCAAGGUAUCGCCGCGGCUUGCCCAGCGUGGCUGCGAACUGGUGGUCACCCUUGUCCGCGAGGGCCUGGUGAAGGACAAGGUCGUGCUGAAAAGACUGGUGCGACAAGUGAUGCCAGCGGAAGUGUUGUCCGUGUCCGCCAAACAGGCCAAGCAGGGCGGUCUAGAGAAGACGCGCCACCGCACCCGCCUCAGCCGCACCCCAAGCCCCCGCUGGAGGGGGACCGCGAGCGGCUCUUCCCCUUCGCCCGCACGAGGAGGAGGCACUUCCCCUGCGUCGUUCUUCGGAAAAACGGGGACGGAUGGAAACCGUCCCCUGAGAGCGAGCGAUACGACCGCAACGCCGGUCUCUGACAAGGACAAGGCGGCCUCGUCGUCCCAGGCGGAGGCGGAGGCUUUGAGGCUGAAGGAGGCCGUGGAGGCUAGCUACCGCCCAGCGGUGUCCGCCGUGUACGGGAUGCACGUCCCCCUGGCGGAGAGGGCGGCAAGGCUGCAGUGCCUGGCGGCGCUUCGGCUGGUCGCCGGAGGGGAAGACGAGGCUUCGUUCGGAGGCGGGAGCGGCUCGGGGGCCGUGAUUCCGGAUUCGGUCCGGAGGGGGCUAAUGGACGCUUUGAAAGAGCACCUCAAGGUGCUGGGACUGCACUGGCUUGCCAACGUCAAGGAUGCGGGGGAUGCUUGCGGUCUUUGGCCACGUGCCGACAAGUUGAACAUCGGUGCGGGUCUGACGUACCCUCCCGGGGUGAAACCGUCGCUGGCGAAGGGGCCACUGAAGGGGAGGUGGCCCGUAAUGGCUGCUGCGGCCGCGGCAGAACUCGGCAGGGAAGGGGCCGGCGAUGACGCCGAAGCCGCGCCGUUUUUGCUGUCGGUGUGCCUGUGCGGGCUCCUGGCGGCUGAAGAAGGGCUAGUCCGACGGCGACUGGGGGGAACAUCCCGGCGACACGGGCGGUCUUUCCUAGGGUCACCCGGUAACGACUUUGCGAAUGGCUCACGAGGAGUGACCGGGGGUGGCAGCCUUGCUGGUGGUGAUGACAAUGACGACGACGACGAGGAGCAAGACGAGGGGCUGAUGGCGGAGGAUGCUUCGCUCAUGUUCCUGACGGCUAUAAGGCAAGGAAAAGGGGCAGCGGCUGAUGUGCUCGACGCUACAUUCUACCGGAAGCGCUGGCUGUUGUGCCUGUUUUCGAGACCCGAGCUACUGGGAAGCCCCUCGCCUACCGAUAACUCGAAAACGCUGUCGGCUCAGGAGAUCGGUCCGGAGAACGGGGCGGAUAUGGGAGAGGUCGACGUUGGCAGCUCAACCGAGAGCCCUGACAGUGGUAGUGCUACCGGUGUCCCUGUGUCGAUGGUCAUACGCGCCGUCAGGACGCUUUCAUCACCCCCGUUCUUGCAGCGCGUGGGAGAUUCGGAGGCUGGUAGUGUGAAAGGAGGAAGCAGAGAUGCGGAUUACAAGUGUCCUCUCAGACUCCAGCUCGCUGCCAUCUCGGCCCUGGGAGCACUUUUGUCUUCGAAGGGGGGUGAGUAUGUGAUGAGAGCCACGGCAGCGAUGACGGCUGCUGGAAGGGACGUGGAUUCGAAAACGCAGGAGGUCGAGGAAGGGGCGGGCGAGAGUGAUCCAGAGCCGUUGGCACUAUGGGAAGGUCUUAUGGGAGGUGUCGUUGGUGCCGUUAACGCCAACAUUCCGGCAGCGUUUGACCUGCCGCUACCUCCGGGAGAAGAAACGGGUAACACAGUACCCAACUCUCUCUCCGUGGCAUCAUCUACACCCGCUCAAAUCGGCGGAGCUACGUUUACCGCCGAAUUUCCUUCGGACGACAGCACGAGCAACGGCGCUCCCGGGAUGGUCUCGAACCCGCCUGUGAUUGCUGGUGCGGACGGUGCGGCGGCAAAUGCGGCGGCGAAGGCCUUCGCGGCGGAGGUCGACAAGGACAAAAGCUCCUCGGCGGGCGAGGAAGCGGCGGUGAUGGUGUCUGCGGCACUCCUCCCGCUCCUGUCCCGCCUUGUUCCUCUCUGCCCGCCCCCCAGACUCUCGAGCACGCUCCCCUCGCUCCUCCUGCUUUCCGUGAGACUUCUCGGAGCGGAAUCGGGCAGGGUGCUUGGGGUUGCUGCUGGAUCUGCCGCAGCAGCGCGGAUGGUCUCCGCAACGGGCGGUGGUGGUGGUAGUGAGGACGCCGCUAAGGGGCUAUCGUCCACACCGGAAGCGAAAGCUGCCGUCGAUUUCGUGCGAUCUUGCGUGCGCGAGGUGUGGCGCCACGGGGAUAUACAGCAGCGGCAAGAAGCUGGUCCCGGUGAAGUUGCUCAUGGUCUCGGACCGCCCCAGGGCGAUAUUGAGGGUGCGGAGGCAGUGCCUAGUGCGGGGGGAGGGGCUGCCGUCCCCGAAACUGGAAGCGUUUCGACUGCGCCCGGGCCUGAUGGUGGCGCUGAAAUCGUGGAGGGUAGCGGGGUCGUGGCAAAUGAUGAGGACGGCGAUGACGACGAUUGGGGGGACGACGAUUUCCAAGGGGCCGAGGGCGACUUCCAGGGGGCUGAGGGCGAGCUGCAGGAGGAUUCUUCUCCUCCCUCGGUGAACGAUGACCCUGCUGCCGCUGCUGUUGCUGCUGGAAGUGUUCCUGCUGUAGAAGAUGCUGCUUCGGAGGCCUCCGUCGGUAAGGCAGAGGUGGCGGCAGAAUCAGGCGAGGUCCGGGUGCGAAGGAAUGACUCCUCUGGGAAAGGGAAGGAGGAAAGUGAGACUUGGCAAGAAGAGGCACCGGUGGUACAGGAUAAGGACGACGCACCGUCGAACAACAAUGAUGGUGAGGAAGACGAGCAUGCCUCUGCUGCGGAAGACGGGGUCGACCGGUCUGCGCACAACGACACGGAGGACGAAACCGAGAAUGAGACCAAGGAUGUUCUUCAUGCGCCAGUAGAUCCGGAUGGUGUCGGUAAUGACGAAAGCAGCCAGGAAACCUCAGCAGCAGCCGGUGCACCCGUCGCCUCCGCCGCCGCCGCCGCAGCAGCAGCAGCAGCGACGACCCCCGCGGAGAGCGCAGACGCGCCUGCUUGUGUAGAUUCCCAGGACGAUGAUGCCACCACACCAGAGAACGGGAGCACAGGCGACGUCCCCAUCGCAUCGCCGCCACCUGCCGUGCCGGAUGCCCUGAAUUUGCUUCUAGGUGCGGGUCGGGCCGUGAACGAACUCUUGACCUUCCUUCUGGGUGGAGAAGGGGCAACGACAGAAAGGGCGGCCGCGAUCGGCGCAGCCGCGGAAGCUUGGGGCGCGGUCGCCCUGACGAUCCCCCAGGAAGCAGACGGUCUCGCGGGGCCGCUGCGCGAGGCGUUGACUUCCCCCGCGGAGAAGUGCUCGGUUUCCACCCGGCUUGCGUUGCUGCAUGCUGUCGUCGUCACUGUCAAGGCGGCGGCCGGUGAGGACGACGGAGCUGCGGCGGGGCAGGCGGAGGCGGACGGGGGCGCGUAUCGCAAAGCGGCGGCUUCAGCGUUAAUGCGGUUGCUUGCGCCGCACGCGUUGGCCGGCUUGCGGCUCGAGGUGGAUCGCGCAGCAGCAGCGGCGGCGGCGGCGGCGGCGGCGGGAGGGGGCAACGUUGUGGCGGACGAGGAACCGCGGGAAGCAUGCUUGUUGGAGGGCGUGCACCUCGCCCAGCUCGCGCGGCGCCGCAAGCAAGCCACGGCCCCCUUCUCGGCCUUUUGCUGCCCCUUUACUCUUCCGCUCUGGCUCUCAACCUGCCGAUGCUGGGUGCCACCAUCGGCCAAGCUUUACUGCUCGUCGCAAGGUCGUCUGGAGGAGCCUUCAAAGAGGCUGUGGCUUACGUUGCCGCGGGGGAACGCCAGGCACUAGAAGGCGCUGUGCGCGCCGCAAUGAUGGGGCGAGGGGCUCGAGUGGCGGGAGGCGACGCGGGCGG
Molecule: messenger RNA, 4259 nt
Organism: Ectocarpus sp. CCAP 1310/34
Lineage: Eukaryota; Phaeophyceae; Ectocarpales; Ectocarpaceae
Source: the annotation of a GenBank genome assembly